This is a messenger RNA of Symbiodinium necroappetens, 2664 nucleotides long. The record is from the annotation of a GenBank genome assembly. NCBI's taxonomy places the organism in Eukaryota, Dinophyceae, Suessiales, Symbiodiniaceae.
AUGACACCUGACGACUGGGCUGAAGCAUUUGUAAGCCGCAGGUCGGAAAUUUUAUCCUACGAACGUGCGAGCUCUUGGCCAGCCGCAUUGAAUAUUUUGGCAACGAUGCCUCAGGACCGUUUCUUCCCGGACGUGGUUUGCUAUUGCAGCGUUGCAGGCGCAUGCUCCAAACAGGAGGAGUGGUCUGCUGCCCUCGCCUUGUUGAGCUUCAUGGGAACUUCACGGAUAACCCCUAAUCUUUACGGCUACAACAGUGUGCUGGUUGCUUGUGCGCAAUGCAGCUCCUGGCUUCUUGCGCUUGACAUCCUCAGCCAACUCAUCCCACGACAAAUCUUACCCGAUGUCGUCAGCUACAGCAGCUUCAUCAGCGCGUGUAGCAUCGCGAGGCGCUGGGAACGGGCAUUAUCCACAAUAGAUGGCAUGGCACAAAGCCAAGUCGCUCCCAACCGGUUCACGUACAGCGGGGCCAUCAGAUGUUGCGAAGGCGCAAAUACAUGGCAGAUUGCUUUGCAUUUCCUAUGGGCAAUGAGAGAUCCGGCCUUGGACCCGGAUGUGGUUUGCUUCACCAGUGCAAUCAAGGCCUGUGAAAAUGCAGAGCAGUGGUCCGCGGCACUGACACUGCUGGACCAUAUGCUCCUUUGCACCGUUUCCCCGAACGAGUUCACAUGCAGUAGCUUGGUCAGUGCUUGUGAGAGAGCCUCCCAGCGAUGCACCGCAGUUUGCUUGUUCAAAGCGAUGGUCAGCAUGUCUGUUGAUGCUGAUUUGGUGGCAUGCAGUGCCGCUAUCACGGCUUGCGCCAGAAUUGCCGCGUGGACUUUGGCGAUUUCAAUCUAUGCAAGCAUGGCAGAACGCAGCAUCAAGCCAAACGAGUAUACCUACAGUGGUGCCGCAGAUGCUUGUGAAAAGGGCUUCCAAUGGAAGUCAACACCAGAAUUGCUUGCGUUGCUGAAUUUCAAAGCUGCAUGGCGAGUCGAAAGCAUGGGAAGGCCGUUUCCGGCUGCAUUGGUUCAAGAACCAACUUGGUUGCAAGAGCUUGGCUUCAGGACAGAUCAGCCCCACAAAGCUGCUUCCGUGGACAAGACGUUCGAGCGUGGUCUUGCAGCGAAGUUUGGCGGGUACUUUGGACCUUCUAACGAUCAACGUGCGCCAUGUCAUCAGCUCUGUCAAGCUGCGCACGAUGGAGGCCAUGGAAGUGACAUGAGAAGUUUCUUGGAUCAAGGGGACUUUGUUUCUUUGCGCCGCGUGAUGGCGGACGGCCUCGUGGAGGAGUUGCGCCAGACCCACGGCAAGCUGUCGAAAGGCCUAGACUACGAGCUGAGGGAAGUGUUCCAGCUUGGCAUAUUCCAUGCAAUGGUCCAGGCCGAGGAGCUCGGUGGUGAGGCUGUGUCGGUGACACCAUUGCUCCGUGUCACUGAGAAGUACACUUUGCAGAAGGAUCCGAGUGUUUGGUGGGAGGUGCGGAGGCUGCACAAGUGGACCUUCAAGCGCCAUCUUCCUGACGAAGACGGCAAUGAGGCCUCCGACUGGCACAUCGUUUCUAUGGACAAGCGCCGAUGGCGACCCCCUGGGCUCAAGGACGAAGACGUCAAGGAGGAGGAGCGUGAGGAAUUCGCCCCCGCACCGGUCAUGCGGGAUACAGCAGUGUACCUCUUGUCACUCGCGGGGCUUGCCGCGCCAUUCGCCGCCCUCUUCUGGCUUACGCCCGAUGAGCUCAGUGUCCAGCUGCUGUUCAUGAUGCUUUGCUGCGGAGUGGGUCUUGCUGCAGGUGUGGACAGUUGCCGCAGCAGCGGCCAAGAGACUUUGCUGCCCCAGGACACGUUGCAGGGCACCGUGCGCUUGAAGGAAGAUCUCGGUGUCACCUACGACGAGCAUGCUCUUAUCCGGGACCAUGUCACAGAGAUGAAGUACCUGAGUUUUCUGCUGUUCGCUCUCCGGCUGGCCGUGAACAUCAAGGCCCUUUGGCGGAACAUGAUGGUAGUUUGUUUGGAGGAUUUACCACUGACUGUGGGGAGUGCUGCUCGCGUUCUGGAGGCCGGGAUUUUCUUGGAACACCUCUGCAAGCUGCCCUGUGAGAUUCUGAGCUGUAUCUGUGGAAUUCACGCGAGCCCUUCCCAGUGUGUGGGCACAGUCAAGACAUUGGCAGGCUUCUCUGCUAUGCGAUUUGUCAGGUUUCUCAACAAGCGGCACAUCUUCGGGGCGCUCCGUAAAAUUGCCGCUGACCCCAACAUUCUCAAGGGCUGCUACUUGGUGAUUAUUGGCAUCCUUUACUCCCUGGUGCUUGCCGGCUUUGGCCUCUCUGUGCUGUUGACGAAGCUGCACGGCCUGGAUAUCAAAGCGAUGGAGUCCGCGGGCGUCGUUGGCCUGUUUCAGAAAGCCUGGGCGGCACUGGUCUCUGGUGGCCUCCCCGCCCUCAUGGCAACAAACCUCAUGGAGCUGGUGGAGUUUACGAAUCAGGUAGCCUCGGCAAUGAACAUCAGAGAAGAAGAGAUGCACAGCCUCCUUUCAUUCCUCCUUGGCCGGAACCAGCGACGUGCUCAAGCUUAUAUGGACAUCGUGAUGUUAAACUUCAUGAAGCUACCACGCUGGAGCAGCCGACUGGUUGCCAUGAUUACCUUUGAUGCAGAGGGCUUGCAGCGACUGGUGCGAGACAGCCCUGCGCCCUGA